GCAAGCCUCGCUUGGGGUGCUAUUGCUUGUGUGAGCGAUGGACCGAAGCGGGUGCGCAAGACUGGAGCGGCGAUCAUCCGUUGCAGAGAAGAGCACGGGGAUUCAGAAGAUCACGGCGGUUCAGAAGACCACGGUGAUUCGCAAGAAAUCCUCUUCUUCAAAGGUAACUCGCCUGAGAAUCAUCGAGCACCCAAAAGCUUUACACCAGCAUCGACUUAACUCAAGCUCUUUCUGGGAGGCGCUAUCCCUGUCAAGCAGGAUUCCAGCUCAAGCUCAGGACCCGGAAGCAUCAGCACGGCAGCGAGUAAUUGUCGCUCUCAAACAGUUCGAUGAAAUUAUGACCAGACAGCACUCGUCUUUGAGAGCUGCGAGAGAAAUGCUAAACCAGGCAAGCUCUACACUUUUUAGGCACUUGUCACUGAUUAAUGGUACUGUUUGCCAGGGACUAGCGAUCAACCAAGGUGACCACAUUGGCAAGGUCUCCGGGGUCCGACUGUUUGACACCUUCUCAUGCCGAGCUCAGCUCGCGAUUGUUGGCCUGCACAAGAACCAGCGAGCCGGCAUCGAUUUCGUGAGCAAGGAAAGGAACCCGAUGGGACUGUCAUUUGCGACAAGUAUUGUGGUUUCAGGGUUGUACAGGGACAACAAGGACAUGGGCGACGUCCUCGAGUACUGUGGAUCGGGCGGUGACAACGCUCUCAACGCAAAGGUGAAGGCCAGUGAUCAAUGCCUCACACGUGGAAAUCGGGCGCUGCGCAACUCCAUUGGCAUCAAGAACAAAGUGAGAGUUAUCAGGAGGAGAGGAAUAGGCAACAAAGAAUUUCGGUAUGAUGGAGACUACAAGGUGGUCAGCUACGAGGAGGUGGUGGGAGUGAACAGGACCAAAGUCUACAUGUUUACACUCAAGCGGUGUGAUGGGCAAGAACCUCUGCCAGAUCUUUUUUCUCUUACUUGAGGUUAUGGCUCCAGCCAAGUUGAUCUUUACUAAUCGAAAUGCCUAGCAAUUGUCUUGGGGUUGAUCCUGACUGUGAGACUGAACCAACGUUUGAAUCUGCAAUUUAUAAGAUUUAUCUUCCCAGCUCCA
Messenger RNA from Selaginella moellendorffii, 1084 nucleotides. RefSeq names its product histone-lysine N-methyltransferase family member SUVH2. The transcript is spliced from 5 exons. NCBI's taxonomy places the organism in Eukaryota, Viridiplantae, Streptophyta, Lycopodiopsida, Selaginellales, Selaginellaceae. The record is from RefSeq and is a predicted model, not a curated record. Bases 38 to 955 code for a protein of 305 amino acids.